AUGGACUAUCGCCUCCUCCUAAGAAAAUGGAAUGAUGGAGAGAGCAUAGUCAAGAGGAUCAUUGACGUAGGUUUCUUUAAAAACGAAGAACUUGCGACAAUCUUGGGGACUUCUAAACGGACUAUUGAGCGAAUUGCUGCAGAGAAUACUGAGAGUGAAUCUGACGAAGCGGCUGGAAGAGAAGAGGCACUAUCCAGAUCUCCCAUAAAGCAUUGAAGUGAUGAAGACUUUGCUGAGGUCAUUAAGGAAUGUGAGAAGGAUACAGGCUUUGUCAGCAAGGCAAGUUUGAGGGCCCAAUUCAAAAGAAAGACAGUUGACAUCAGCGAAGAACAGCUAGGAAAAGAGCUGAAUAAGAGGGGAUAUGUCUAUAGGAAGAAAAGGGUUGUUCUACAGCUCAUAAAGAGCAGAGAAUGUCCUGGGCUAGGUCUUUGAUUGACUCAGAUAUCGCUUCAUGGAUCUUCAGUGAUGAGUGCUAUGUGCAUCUCUUUCGUAACUCUAAUUUGUGCAAAGAAGGGAUAA
Messenger RNA from Blepharisma stoltei, 519 nucleotides. NCBI's taxonomy places the organism in Eukaryota, Ciliophora, Heterotrichea, Heterotrichida, Blepharismidae. The record is from the annotation of a GenBank genome assembly.